AUGCGCGCCGAUGAGAUCGUCGGGCGGCUCGACGGUGUGCUCCUCACGGGGGCCGUUCGAUCCCGACCGCGACCGCAUGAUGCGCGACCUCGUCGACGCGGUGAUUGCCGCGCAGCGGCCGCUUUUCGGUAUCUGCCGCGGGUUUCAGGAUAUCAAUGUCGCGCUGGGCGGGACGUUGCGCCGCGACACCGCGACGAACGGCGAAUUGCUGCGCCACCAUACGCCCGACGGCACCUUGUUCGACGCGAUGUUCGAUCAUCGCCACCAUGUCGACCUGAUCGAGGGCGGGAUGCUGGCAUCGGCCUAUGGCGGCGCGUCGCUCGAUGUGAAUUCGGUUCAUUAUCAGGGCAUCGGACGGCUGGCCGACGGGCUGUCGGUCGAGGCGCGCGCGCCCGACGGGCUGGUCGAGGCGUUCAGCGCGCGGCCCAACGGCGCCCCCUUGCUCGCGGUUCAGUGGCACCCCGAAUGGGCGGUCGACGGCAACGAAGAGAGCCAGACCUAUUUCCGCCUGCUCGGUCAGGCCUUGCGAGGCGCGCUGUGAACCGGCGCGUCACCCGUUACGACCGCUAUCUCGCGCGGAUCAGCUUCUCGCCCUGA
This is a messenger RNA of Adineta ricciae, 597 nucleotides long. The record is from the annotation of a GenBank genome assembly. NCBI's taxonomy places the organism in Eukaryota, Metazoa, Rotifera, Eurotatoria, Adinetida, Adinetidae.